Rhodotorula graminis WP1 is the source of this 1366-nucleotide messenger RNA. RefSeq lists its product as uncharacterized. The transcript is spliced from 6 exons. The record is from RefSeq and is a predicted model, not a curated record. The coding region runs from base 19 to 1281 and encodes 420 amino acids. Gene Ontology annotation, biological process: gluconeogenesis; glycolytic process. Gene Ontology annotation, cellular component: cytosol. Lineage: Eukaryota; Fungi; Basidiomycota; Microbotryomycetes; Sporidiobolales; Sporidiobolaceae. Gene Ontology annotation, molecular function: phosphoglycerate kinase activity; ATP binding; ADP binding.
CUCGCCUACCAGCCCACCAUGCCCGCCUCGCUCUCGUCCAAGCUCUCGAUCCGCGACGUCCAGCUCAAGGACAAGAAGGUCGUCAUGCGCGUCGACUUCAACGUGCCGUUCGACGGCGAGGGCAACAUCACCAACAACCAGCGCAUCACUGCUGCCCUCCCGACCAUCCAGUACGCCAUCGACCAGGGCGCCAAGUCGAUCGUCCUCAUGUCGCACCUCGGCCGCCCCAACGGUGCCGCCGUCCAGAAGUACUCGCUCAAGCCCGUCGCCGCCGAGCUCGAGCGCCUCCUCCCGGGCAAGUCGAUCACAUUCCUUCCCGAGUGCGUCGGCGCCGACACCGAGAAGGCGGUCGCCGCGGCCAAGGACGGCGACAUCUUCCUCCUCGAGAACUUGCGCUUCCACAUCGAGGAGGAGGGUUCGUCCAAGGACAAGGACGGCAACAAGACCAAGGCCGACCCCGAGUCGGUCAAGCAGUUCCGCGCGUCGCUCACCAAGCUCGGCGACGUGUUUGUCAACGACGCGUUCGGCACGGCCCACCGCGCCCACUCGUCCAUGGUCGGCGUCGACCUCCCGCAAAAGGCGGCCGGCCUCCUCAUGACCAAGGAGCUCGAGUACUUUGCCAAGGUCCUCGAGAAGCCCGAGCGCCCGUUCCUCGCCAUCCUCGGCGGCGCAAAGGUGUCGGACAAGAUCCAGCUCAUCGAGAACCUCCUCGACAAGGUCGACUCGCUCAUCGUCUGCGGCGGCAUGGCCUUCACGUUCAAGAAGACGCUCGACAACGUCUCGAUCGGCACCUCGCUCUUUGACGAGGCCGGCUCGCAGAAGGUGGCGUCGCUCGUCGAGAAGGCCAAGGCCAAGGGCGUCGAGCUCGUGUUCCCGGUCGACUAUGUGACGGCCGACAAGUUUGACAAGGACGCCGAGACGUCGACCGCGACUGACGAGCAGGGCAUCCCCGACGGCUGGAUGGGCCUCGACGCCGGCGUCGAGAGCCGCAAGCUCUUCGCCGACGCCAUCAAGAAGGCCAAGACGAUCCUGUGGAACGGCCCCGCCGGCGUGUUCGAGUUCGAGAAGUUUGCUGGCGGGUCCAAGGCGACGCUCGACGCGUGCAUCGAGGCCAAGGAGGCGGGCGCGACCGUCAUCGUCGGUGGUGGCGACACGGCGACCGUCUGCGCCAAGUUUGGCGCCGACGACAAGCUGUCGCACAUCUCGACCGGCGGCGGUGCGUCGCUCGAGCUCCUCGAGGGCAAGGACCUCCCCGGCGUCUCGGCCCUCUCGGAGAAGUGACUGGCUCGCGGGUCUGUGUCGGCUGGAGGGAGACGCUCUGUGCUGUAGCCCGGCGUGCGAGUAAAGAACAGCAGUGCUCGGUCUG